This is a messenger RNA of Python bivittatus (Burmese python), 2020 nucleotides long. Lineage: Eukaryota; Metazoa; Chordata; Lepidosauria; Squamata; Pythonidae. The record is from RefSeq and is a predicted model, not a curated record.
CCUGAAGAAGGCCGCCCGCCUCGGGGCGGGGCAGAGGAGGCUGGAAGGACCCAGAAGCAACUCUAUCAAGUGCCCAGCGGAUUGUCUGCUGGGGACUUAAAACAUGGCGUUGUGUAUGGUGUGGUGCACCGGUCAGAUGACAAUCAUAACAAGGAAAUGGUGGUUUAUGGAUGGUCAGCUCACCAACUGAAAGAAGAAAUGAGAUAUAUAAGAGAUGUGAGACUAACAUUGGAAAAAGUAAGAAUGAAAAUGUAUGGAGAAUAUGAUGAAAUGAAACGUAAAAUCCAAGAGCUUACGAGUGAGCUGGCGGUGUCGCAGGCUGAGCAGGCAUCCCUGGAAGAUCACAUCCAGGUGCACGCCACAGCCCUGGAUAGUUUUCGUGAGAUGAGCAGCUCACUGACCUCGGCCUCCGUUCAGCUGCAGAAAACCUUGGUUGAUGUUACUUUGGAGAAUACGGUUAUACGUGACCAGAUACAGAAUCUAAAGCAAACUCAUGAACAAUCUAUGGAAAAACUGAAGGAGAAGCAGAAGCAACUCGAAGCUGCCAGAAUGGAAAAUGAACUGCUGAGACUCAAGGUGGAAUGUUCACAAGAAGCAAAUGCCGAAGUAAUGCGAGAGAUGACCAGGAAAUUAUACAGUCAGUAUGAAGAAAAGCUCCAAGAAGAAGAACAGAAACAUAAACUUGAGAAAGAAACUCUCCUUUCUGAAACAAAUCGGUUACUUAUGGCCAUUGAAGAAGCAAAUAAAAAGAUGAGACUUACAGAGACAAGUUUGCAGGAAAAAGACCAACGAAUUGGAGAGCUGGAUAGGCUCAUUCAGCGCAUGGAAGAUGAACGCCAUCAGUUGCAAAAACAAUUAAUAGAGUAUGAAAUGCAGCUACAUGGAGCAGAUGUUUACAAUCAGUCCAGCCAACCGAGGUCCCUCAAGCUGGAGGAAAUUACAGACAGUCUCCGAGAACGAAUCCGGCACCUGGACGAUAUGGUUCUGUGUCAGCAGAAAAAAGUCAAGCACAUGGUUGAGGAGAUAGAGCUACAAAAGAGAAAGAUGAAACAAAAGGAAAUCUUUAUAUUACAACUUUUAGAGAAAAUAUCUUUUCUCGAGGGAGAGAACAAAGAACUGCAGGACCGUUUGGACUACUUGAGGGAGACCAGGUCCAGGCCUGAGGUGGACACCAGAGACGUUGGGGUCGGAUGUGACCUCCCCCCAAGCCCCGAGAACGGAAGCAGAGCGCCUCCCGAAGUGUUGAAGCCAGCCAGAACCUACAGCCCGUUCAUGCGGGUCCUGGAGUAUUCGUCAAAGCACAGCCUUUUGAGCCCAGCGCCCCCCGCGAGGGAGGUGGCGCCCGGCCCCUGCCUAGCUCAGUUGGCAGAUGGGGCAAGCAGAGAGGGCUGCUCCUGAGCCCCUCAAGCACUUGGGGCAUCGGGUCCCCUGGGAGGGGAGCAAAUGCCCCGUUGCUUCUUCAAGGGAAAGCAGCGCUUCACUUGGAAGGUGCCACGCCAGAGGCUUCCAUCCGGGAAUCCUGGCCGCGAAAGGAAACGAACCCACUGAACUUCAUCCAGGACAGCAGAGCUUUGUGCUCCCCUUGGCAAAGUAGCUGUUGCAGAGUUCCUCCGCUUCUGGUGGCAGCGUUGCAGCCCAAAAUAUACUGCCUUGUGCCAGGGACAUGUGCUCAUGGCUCUGUCAUGCUGGCCUGGACCUGUGAUGCUCCUCGGGCACAGUGCAGGAAGAGAGGGAGGGCGCAGCUGCCAAGCAAGAACGCCCAUGUCCUCCUCCGUGUGUAUGUGGGGGUGGGGGGGUAAAAGUUUGGCCGGCCCAGCUUUCUGAGCUAAGCGCACGUGGUGCCCCAAGUCGGAAAUCUCAGAGCGGCUGUGCCUGUUCGGGCAGAGGAACCUUCCACAUCUGCCUUUCUGCCGGAUCCAGGAAACACCCCAUUGGGUCUUACAUGCAAAUAUGUGCAAGAUCUUACAUUUCUGUUGUAAAUCCAAUCCAGAUUUUUAAACAACGAACGGCAUUGUUUAUA